ACUCCACAAACCUCUCCCCGCCGUCCCUGGACAGACAGUUCCUCGCUAACCCGCCCGAAAGCCCCUGAACACUCCCGACCGCCCCUGUAAAAUGCUCGCUUCAAGCUCCAGUUCCCCAGAUUUCCAGCAGCUCCACAGCAGUGCACAAGCCCAGCAAAAAAAAAAAGAAAAGAAAGCUCUGCAGCUCAUGCGACUCAACGACAUGUCUUCGUCCCCAUCAAUUCGAAAAUUUUGCAUCCCACGGGUAUACGUAACCCCAGAUAUCCAGGAAUAACUCACCAUGCAGGGCAGGCAGAUAGGUAGGCCCGCCCGCUGUCAAGUCCUUAGAUCCAGAUCCAGAUCUGGAGCCGGAGCCGGCUCAUGCAAUGCAACCGCAGCCCUACCCACCGUAGUGUUGAGGUGUCUUUGACGUCGGUCCUCACUUUAUCAAGCUAUCUGUGUUGGCUUGCUCCUCAAGCAUCAACAAGACAUCGCGCAAGCAACAGAACGCAGGCCACUAUUAUUCCAGAAAGGCCCAAGAAGAGGCUGAAGAAGAGAUUAUUGACAAGGUCGCACAUGACACCUCCCAGAGCGAUGGCGCCAUCCUUCAGGCUGUUUAGUGCGUAGCUGGGUCUCGCGAUUUCCAUUACGUUUAGCUCGUCAUUCUCUGCGUCGCCCUCCCCGCAUUAUUAUUCUGGCCCUCCCUCUCGACCCGACCACGAGUUUAGUCUCUUGGGGCUCUCAAGGCAAGUAUUGAAGAUUUACAAAGUGCAAUUUUCCAAACUUGUAUUCCGUUUGGAAUUUUUUUUUGGCGUGUUGUUCGUUGUGGUUGACGGGGCGGAGAGCAUACUGUACUCGUUAAGUAAUGGAUUCCUGGGAGAGGCUGGAGGGGGGAGAUUGAGGCUAGGAUGGAUGCCAAUGCUGUGCUACUACAACUCCGUGCCAGUACUCCGUAGUGUACCAUGGUUUUUUCUGCUGGCCUGCGAGAGGGUUAAGGUUAGUACCUUGGCUUGAGGGGGGAAGGGAAGCCUUUCCGUAGCCUUGCACUUUUGUGAGGUGUGACUGACCAAGUAGUUGGGAAGCUAUAUAGCUUUGGGCCAUCUGCCCUGUUGCACUUUUCUUCUUCCUUCCUUGCUUCUCUCUUCCUUUCUCUAUUCACGGACGGAUAUUCAUUUUCAAGUGGAAGCCUUCACUGCGCCAUCACUUCAACCUCGACUCACAGCAAAGAUUCACGAUACCCUCAUUGUCGAUAUCUUACACUACCCCGCCACAAGUCUCAACCAAGUCGAAUCCCUUUGCGCCAACAGCUACAGUAGCUCCAUCCUGAUCUUGAUCACAAUCGCAUUGCGACGGAAACCCCCACAAGAAACAAAGAAUCAAGCCAGCCAGAAAUCGCAAAACAUGGCUGCAGUCCCCAAAUCACUCAGCGAGACCGGUCGCAGAGAUAGCAACAACUCUCAGAAGAGAGCACAACUCUCCCACGGUCGCGGCGGAGCGGGCAACAUCGGCAUCUCAGCCACAGACAAUGAACCUCUCAACCUCGAGACUCCCACCCUUAAAAGCGAAAUGUACACCACCGGCCGCGGAGGAAGUGGAAACAUGGCCAAGAACACCGAUGCGCAGGAAGCAAGACGCGCACAGGAUGUUGUUGCCCACCCCCGCCGCGAAUCCAACAACAACACACACGUCGGGCGCGGCGGCGCAGCAAACGUAUUCAAGCCGUCGGCAGCCGACGUCGAGAACGCAAAGAAGGACAACGCCAAGUGGGAGAGUGCCGUGGGCGAUGACAGGAGUGAGGAUGGGCGGGAGAGGGAGGUGCUGGUUCCCGGGGGAGGAGGGGCCGCGAGUGCGAAUAAGGCGGGGGGAAAGAAUGCAGCUGGUGAUGCGGAGAAGAGUAAGGGGCUUGCGGAUAGGGGGAAGGAGUGGUUGAUGGGGAAGAUUGGGAAAUAA
Messenger RNA from Cadophora gregata, 1929 nucleotides. RefSeq lists its product as uncharacterized. The record is from RefSeq and is a predicted model, not a curated record. The transcript is spliced from 4 exons. Bases 1381 to 1929 code for a protein of 182 amino acids. NCBI's taxonomy places the organism in Eukaryota, Fungi, Ascomycota, Leotiomycetes, Helotiales, Ploettnerulaceae.